Messenger RNA from Schizosaccharomyces osmophilus, 1335 nucleotides. RefSeq names its product V-type ATPase V1 subunit H (gene vma13). NCBI's taxonomy places the organism in Eukaryota, Fungi, Ascomycota, Schizosaccharomycetes, Schizosaccharomycetales, Schizosaccharomycetaceae. Gene Ontology annotation, biological process: proton transmembrane transport. Gene Ontology annotation, cellular component: vacuolar proton-transporting V-type ATPase, V1 domain; fungal-type vacuole membrane. Bases 1 to 1335 code for a protein of 444 amino acids. Gene Ontology annotation, molecular function: proton-transporting ATPase activity, rotational mechanism. The record is from RefSeq and is a predicted model, not a curated record. The transcript has 6 exons.
AUGGCUUCUGAUGACAUUAACUUUGAAAAUGUUGCCUCUCCUCCUCCGGCCGCAUUGGAUAAUCCCAAAAUCGACAGAGUUGUAGACAAUGCUCGUAGUGCAGCAAUUCCUUGGCAUGGUUAUCAACGAUCGGGCAUCUUAACCGAGAGUGAAUAUGAGUUAAUCUCAGACGUCGUUGGAAAAUCAAUAGACGUCUAUAAAAGAUUUGUCGAAUCUGAUGUAAAGCUAUAUACGAAUUUAUUCUUGAAGUUGUUUUCGAUCACAACGAACCCUGACAUUUUACACUAUGCUUUUGUGAAAGUGGCCGAUGCUUUAUUAAAUUCCAAAGACUUUUCUUUAUUUUUUAUUCCAUUGCUCUUUAAAUUCCUUAAAGAAAAUGAAAGCUACUUUGACAAUCUCGGAGACGAUGGAAAGUUAUUGUUUGCUCGUGUGUUUGCUUUGGCAAACUUAUAUGUGGCUUGCAGUUGUCCCAAAAUGUUUACUGUAUUUUUAGAGUACUUAAGCAAGCUUAUGAUAAGCUCAGACAACUGUCUAUGCUUAUUUGCCGCUCAAUGUCUUGCUUCCAUGUUGAGCCUGAAAGCUCAUCGUUAUGCUGUAUGGGCAGAAGGUUCUUGCCCUUCUCGUUUAGCCGAGCUACUUCGAACUUCUUCUGAUUCUCAACUGCAAUACUAUUCCCUUUUCUGCUUUUGGCUACUUACGUUUGAAAGUCCCAUUGCCAAAGAGGUCAAUAAACCCUUUGAUCUUGUCAAUGUAAUGGUUCAGAUUGCAAGAUCGGAUACAAAAAUCAAGGUUUAUCGUUUGAUCCUCGCUAUAUUUUCCAAUCUUUUGCAAAAAGCUCCUAAUGAAAAUAUAUUUACUAUGCUCCUUGAAAACGUUGAUAAAGUCGUUAAAGUACUUCAGCGAAGAAAGUGGGCUGACGAAGAAAUCCUUGGUUAUAUGGAAUAUAUACUUUCAACAUUGGAAGUAAGUUCUCAGCAUUUAUCCACAUUUGAUAUCUACAAAUCUGAAAUAAAAAGCGGCCAACUCCAAUGGUCGCCUUCUCAUCGCUCAGAACAAUUUUGGAUGGAGAAUGUUACGAAACUCAAUUCUGAUAAUUGCUCCCUGCUUAAAAAGUUAUUUCAAAAAUUACAAACCAAUGACAACUCUACUUCGCUCGCUGUUGCAUGCCAUGAUUUAGGUGCAUACAUAACAUACUACCCCAAGGGCAAAAGCGUCUUGGUGAAGUAUGGCAUGAAACAACGUAUUAUGGAACUCAUGAGCCAUCCUGAUCCAGAAGUUCGGUUUGAAGCGCUCAAUACCGUUCAAAGAUUAAUGACUGAGGUUUGGAAUAAUUAA